This is a messenger RNA of Ilex paraguariensis (yerba mate), 1725 nucleotides long. NCBI's taxonomy places the organism in Eukaryota, Viridiplantae, Streptophyta, Magnoliopsida, Aquifoliales, Aquifoliaceae. The record is from the annotation of a GenBank genome assembly.
AUGCCCUUGUGGAGUCCCAACCAUUUGGCGAUAAACUAUUUCCAAGCAUUCCGAUUGUUCGAUUCCUUCAUCUUCUGUAAGGCCCAAAGGGUGUCCAAGAUUGCUUCAACUGCUCAUUUCCAUUGUCAAACCCACAUAGAUGAUCACCCCCUUCCUCCUCCUCAAACUGCCGAGUCCAUUUGGUUCACCAAGGUCAUAUAUACUCUCUGUUUUCGUCACUCUUCAUCUCUCAGUAUUUUCAACUCUGACUAUUUUCGUAAUAACUUAGACCCUUUGAUUGCUUUUGACGUUAUCAAACACAUAAACUCUUUCUUCAAUAACCCCACCUUAGCUUUCAAAUUCUUUCAAGUGACUAGAGAAAAUUUGAAUCUCGUUCAUUCUUUUGGGACUUAUAAUGUGCUUUUGAGGUCACUCUGUCAAAUGAGACUUCACGAUGCCGCUAAAUUAGUAUAUGGUUACGUGAAAAUUGAUGGAUAUUUACCUGAAAUGUCAAUUUUAGGGUUUUUGGUAUCGUCCUUUGCCAAUGUAGGCAAGUUUGAUAUUGCAAAAGAAUUAUUGAUCGAUCAAGCCGAGGUUAGCAAUGGCGAAGUGGGGAUAAUAAGUUCUUACGUGUACAAUGAUUUGUUGAAUUUGUUGGUGAAGCAAAACCGGGUAGAGGAGGCUGUUGGAUUUUUUCGAGACCAUAUUUUGAGAUUAAGGAGUUUUUGUCCUGAUACUUGGAGUUUUAACAUUGUUAUUCGAGGUCUGUGCAGGGUAGGAGACGUUAAUAAGGCUUUUAAGUUUUUGGAUGAUAUGAGGAGAUUUGGUUGUAUGCCUGAUCUUGUUACAUGCAAUACUCUAACUAAUGGAUUGUGCAGAAUUGGAAAUGUGGAUAGGGGGCAUGCGUUUUUGAGAGAAGUCAAGUCACAAUUUGGGCUUUCACCGGAUGUUGUGACUUAUACAUCUGUAAUAUCGGGGUACUGCAAGUUGGGUAAGAUGGAGGAGGCUUUGAAUCUUUUUGAUGAUAUGUUUAGUUUCGGAAUAAAGCCCAGUUUGGUUACUUUUAACAUUCUUAUUGAUGGGUUUGGUAAGACUAGCGACAUAGUCUCAGCUUUGAAUAUAUACGAGAGGCUGCUUACGACUGGUUGUUGCCCUGAUGUUAUUACAUUCACGUCUCUAAUCGAUGGUUAUUGUCGGACUGGGCAGGUGGACCAGGGUUUGAAGCUUUGGGGUGAAAUAAACGCAAGAAACUUAUCUCCUAAUGCAUAUACUUUCUCCGUUCUUAUUAAUGCUUUGUGCAAGGAGAACAGACUAAAUGAGGCUCGUGAUCUCUUGAGGCUGUUAAGAUGGAGGACGGAUAUUGUCCCACAUCCAUUUAUCUACAACCCUGUGAUUGAUGGCUUUUGUAAGUCUGGUAAUGUAGAUGAGGCAAAUGUGAUUGUUACAGAGAUGGAGGAGAAAAGGUGCAGUCCUGAUAAACUGACAUUCACAAUUCUCAUUUUGGGGCACUGUAUGAAAGGAAGAAUGUUUGAUGCAAUAAGCAUCUUUAAUAAGAUGUUGUCGGUUGGUUGUGCCCCAGAUAACAUUACUGUAAAUUGUUUGAUAUCUUGCCUUUUGAAGGCUGGGAUGCCUAAUGAAGCCUUUAGGAUAAAGCAAACUACAUCGGAGGACUUGAAUUGGGGCAUGUCAUCCUUAAGUAGAACUAUUCCAUUUAGGGCAAAUGUGGAUGUCCCAGUGGCUGCUUGA